Messenger RNA from Aureobasidium namibiae CBS 147.97, 3084 nucleotides. Its product is annotated as ARM repeat-containing protein. The coding region runs from base 1 to 3084 and encodes 1027 amino acids. Gene Ontology annotation, cellular component: cytosol; nuclear envelope. Gene Ontology annotation, molecular function: small GTPase binding. Lineage: Eukaryota; Fungi; Ascomycota; Dothideomycetes; Dothideales; Saccotheciaceae. The transcript has 2 exons. Gene Ontology annotation, biological process: protein import into nucleus. The record is from RefSeq and is a predicted model, not a curated record.
AUGGAGCAACAAAUAGUUCAGCUCCUCCACGACACCCAGUCGCCCAACGUUGCUCCUCGUCGCAAUGCCGAGCUGCACCUUCGCCAGCUUUACACGGAUCCAACCUUCGCUCCCACCCUGAUCGCCGUCGCUACACACCAGUCCAUCGACCUACCCACCCGUCAAGCUGCUUUGCUAUUCCUCAAGCACUUUGUCCAGCAAGUAUGGUCUCCUCAGUUCGAAGAGUUCAAGGGCGAGAUGCUUGUCUCGGUUGAAGACCGUGCCAAGCUCAGACAAGCUCUACUCGACUUGGCCACAGACGCCCACCAGGAAAGAAAGAUCAAGAGUGCUGCUUCCAUUGUUGUCAGCAAGAUCGCUACCGCUGACUUCCCCGACGAAUACCCAAACCUCCUUCCUACACUACUGCACAUCAUCAACAACGGCCAGGACGCUCAACUACAUGGCGCCCUCAAGGUCCUUCAAGACUUGAUCGACGACUGCUUCAACGACGACCAGUUCUUCAACGUUGCCAACCAGAUCGUCUCGUCCGUCUUUGCUGUAGCCACCAGCUCUCGUCCCACAAUCCUCCGCGCUCUGGCUGUCUCGGUCUUCCGAUCAUGCUUCGACAUGCUGGAAAUGGUCAUGGAGGACCACAAGACUGCUGUCAAGUCGUUUGCCGAAGAGACUCUCAACAACUGGUACCCCUUCUUCCUCGCUACCUUGAACAUGCCCCUGCCACAUGUUCCCGUCGAGCAAGAAAAGUCCCAAAACCCAGUCGCCGAGGAAUAUCGUGGCAUAGUUGCUCUCAAGCUUCAGGUGGCCAAGGUCCUGAUGCGUGUUCGCUCUAUCUUCCCCUCGGUCCUGGCGCCCCAAGCUCCCGCUCUCUUCGCUGCCACAUGGCAAGAACUCAACAAUCUGCGUCAGUCAUACCACGAAUCCUUCAUUCUCAAUGAUCGCCAAGGCAGACUCGAGGAUGCGGAUGGUCUACCAUUCACUCUCGACUUCCUGGUGCUUGAGGAGCUGGACUUCAUGCAGGCCUGUCUUCGUGCAGCCCCCGUCCGCAAGCAACUCGAAGAGCAGCUGCAAUCACAGUCCAUGCCAGACACUUGGGUUACCGAAGUCAUGAAGCUGACUGUCACAUAUGCACACAUCACUACCGAAGAGGAGGGUUUGUGGGAUAUCGAUCUCAACAUCUUCUUGGCUGAGGAGUCGAAUGUCACUGCAAACUACACUCCGCGCACAGCCUGUGCUGAUCUGGCCAUCAAACUUGGCGAGUGGCAGAGCGCUGCUACCAUAGAAGGUCUCCUGCACCACGCCCGUGAGCUCUACUCAACCGACUCCAGCUGGAAGGCAAAGGAGGCUGCUCUCUUCAUUCUCAAUCAACUCUUGACCGACUUUUCUGAUGCCGAGCGACCGAUAGCUCCAGAGAUUGCCAGCGCGUACACAGACUUUGUCAGAUAUGCUAUGCAGCAGGAACAUGUCUUCUUACGAGCUCGAGGCCACCUGACCGCUAGCAGCUUGGUCCGCACUGCUGGUACUGCUCUUGGUGGUGUAGCUUCGUCGCUCAUGGAGCAGUCGCUACAUGCAAUCACCAACGAUCCUUCUGACGUGGUCAAGGUGUCUUGUAUCCGUUCCAUGCAAGCAUACCUCAGUGGUGUCGCCUCUGCCAACAAUGUCUCGAUGCAACCUGCCAUCAUCAGUGCCAUCCAUACCUUUGUCACUGAACUCGAUUUCAGCGAUAUGGACGAGUCUGAAGAUGUCAUGAUUGCCAUUGUUGAGACACUGCGUGAUGUUAUUAUGAUUGACACCCGAAUCUGCUUGACCGGUUCCGGCUUGGACGUCCUCUUUACCAUCGCCAGCUGGUGUGCUGUCAACUAUCAAAUCUACAUUCUCAUAGCAGAAACUUUUGAGGAUAUUGCCGAGACUCUAUCGGAAGCCGGUCCGGAUGUCUACACACAACUCUGCGCCAAAGUCUUGCCUUCCUUGUCUGGAGCGUUUGACGUCGCCAACCUUACUGACGAAAACUCGUUGACCAACCUCGCGGCAGACAUGCUUUCUGAUCUUGCACAGAACGGUCCAUCGCCACUCCCCCAAGGUUUCAUCGUCACAAUCAUGCCCAAACUCACGCGUCUUCUCCUCGAAUCUCCUGACGAAGAGUUGCUUAAGUCAGCGACCUGUGCUACUCGGUACAUGCUAGAGAAAGACCCUGAACAGAUGUUCAAUUGGGCCAAUCAUGACGGCAAGAGUGGUCUUGAAGUCAUUCUAGUCAUCAUCGAUCGUCUGCUCGGUCCUUCGGUCGACGAUAAUGCCGCUGGUGAGGUUGGUGGUCUUGCUGCCGCUUUGGUGGAGAAGGCUGGAUCCGAUAGACUCGGUCCGUACCUGGCACAGUUGUUAAGUGCUGUCGCCCACAGACUCAGCACUGCAACGCAGACACAAAUCAUCCAGAGUUUGAUCCUUGUAUUCGCAAGACUGUCCCUGCUUUCGGCCAGAGAAGUUGUGGACUUCCUCGCUCAACUCGCUAUCGGCGAAGAGAACGGUUUGCAGGUCGUGUUGACAAAGUGGCUCGAGAACUCCAUCAACUUUGCCGGAUAUGAUGAGAUCAGACAGAACAUCAUCGCCCUUUCACGCCUCUACGACCUUCAUGACCCCCGCCUCGACACAGUCCAAGUCAAAGGCGAUAUGAUCAUGCCGACCUCCACACGCAUCAUGACUAGAAGCCGUGCUCGCGCCAACCCCGACCAAUACACCAUCAUCCCCGCCCCGCUCAAGAUCGUCAAGAUUCUCGUAGACGAACUCCUCUCCAACAACGUCUCUCGUAGUGUCGAGACCCUCGCCCCAGCAUCCGAGCUCGAAAAAGCAGAAUCAGUCGGUAGCGGUGACUCUGAUUGGGAAGAUGAAGACGGGUUCUUGGAUUUGGGCGCUGGUAUGACUAAGGAAGCGUUGAUGGGUAUGGUCGCGGAUGAUGCGCCUAGUAGGGGCAGAGAUGAUGAGACCCAGAACUUCUUGCUGCAGUGGUUUGGAGCCAAAUCUCAGGAAGAAGGCUUCGGAACGGUCUUUGGACAGUUGUCUGCCAAUGAGCAAGAGAAGUUGAGAUCUAUGGCAUGA